AUGGAACAAGGUGGAUUACAGGUGAAUAUGUCAACGACAGAAGGAAUGGUGAGCAGUAGAACAGGCCGAGAAGAAAUGAAUCUAAGAUCAGGAGACGGAAGAAGAAACCAGCAAAUUACUGAAUUCAAGUACUUAGGGUCAGUGUUUACAGCUAAAGGAGGAACAGAAAAGGCGGUGAGACAGAGAGUAAAAGAAGUCUGGAAGAAGUGGAAAGAUGUGACUGGAGUUGUACUGGAUAAGAAGAGACCACUGAAACUUAAGACGAAGGUCUAUAAGACUGUCUUGAGACCUGUCCUCAUAUAUGGGGAAGAGACUUGGGCCUUGAGAAGGAAGGAGGCGAAUUUGCUGGAGAGGACCGAGAUGCGAAUGAUUCGAUAG
Molecule: messenger RNA, 378 nt
Organism: Penaeus vannamei (Pacific white shrimp)
Lineage: Eukaryota; Metazoa; Arthropoda; Malacostraca; Decapoda; Penaeidae
Source: RefSeq, a predicted model, not a curated record